AUGUGGAUUUUGGAUCUUGGGACCUUGCAAAUCGAUGAGUCUUGGGUUUACCGAGGUAGUAACGCCAGUUCUCUGAGCAACAAGAAUCCCGAGAACAAGCGGCGGGAUCUUAUCAUUUUAUCCGCCCUUAUUGAAUAUCCUGGGGUUGGACUCAUUCUUUAUGAGACAGCAUGUGCUGAAGACUUAGAAGUGAAAUGGGGUGCUCCCCUCACCGAUAUCUUUCCCCGCACCGGUUAUAGCGAAGCCCAGAAGUUACCAGCCGCCAUCGCUGCAACCGGGAAUAACAUUAAAGAUGUGAAAGCAAUUAUUAUGGGCCACCUGCAUCUCGAUCACGCUGGUGGUUUAGAACACUUUGUCGAUACAGAUGUCCCUAUCUACGUCCACGAAGACGAGUUCAAGCACGCGUGCUGGGCAGUUGCUGCUGGCGCUGACUUGGGCGUGUAUCUCGGACACUAUAUGCUUCUGGAAAGAUUAAACUGGACCACGUUCGUCGGCUCACAGAUUGAUCUCUUCCAGGGCCUAACUCUUCAUCAUGCCCCCGGACAUAGCCCUGGAUUAUGUAUGCUUCAGAUCAAUCUCGAGAAAGACGGGACUUUCCUCUGGACUACCGAUCAGUUUCACAUUGCGGAAAACUAUGAGCAUAGCCAUCCCCAGGGUGGGUUGACGAGGGACCAUACUGCCUGGUUUCGGAGCUUGCAGUUGGUCAGGAGUUUACAGAGAUUGUUCGAUGCGAAAAUAAUCUUUGGUCAUGAUAUGGAAGUUGCGAUGAAAUUUAUCCAGGAGAAGAGGUUCUGGGAAUGA
This is a messenger RNA of Penicillium cataractarum, 801 nucleotides long. Its product is annotated as N-acyl homoserine lactonase family protein. The transcript has 3 exons. Lineage: Eukaryota; Fungi; Ascomycota; Eurotiomycetes; Eurotiales; Aspergillaceae. The record is from RefSeq and is a predicted model, not a curated record. Bases 1 to 801 code for a protein of 266 amino acids.